Molecule: messenger RNA, 939 nt
Organism: Brachypodium distachyon (stiff brome)
Lineage: Eukaryota; Viridiplantae; Streptophyta; Magnoliopsida; Poales; Poaceae
Product: BTB/POZ and MATH domain-containing protein 1
Exons: 1
Coding region: 1-939 (312 amino acids)
Biological process (GO): protein ubiquitination
Molecular function (GO): protein binding
Source: RefSeq, a predicted model, not a curated record
AUGGCCCAGCUGGAGUUAAGCCGUGCGUGCGCCUGGGAAGAUGAACCGUCGACCCCGAACCUGGCCAGUUACCUUCCUCCAGGCUCCGCCGGCCGUUCAUCUCCCAACCCGUCUAUAUAUUCCCCGUACGCGCACAGAGGUUUGCAUACACGCUCUCCUUCUGCAGUCGUCAGUCAAUCACAAACAAAACCAUGGCACCAACGACAGCCGCCGCGCUCGCCGUCGCGGUGCCGCCGUCCAACAUCGGCGAACAUCUCCUCCGCCUCCUGGAGAACGAGGAAGGCGCCGACGUCACCUUCCAGGUCGGCCGCCGCGAGUUCGCCGCGCGCGCACGCGCUCGUGCUCUCCGCCCGCUCGCCCGUCCUCCGCGCGACGCUCUCUGACGAGCAGAAGAAGAAGAACCCCGUCCUGCGCAGGAUGGUUGUACUCGUCGAAGGCAUUGGGGAGGCCGCCUUCGAGGCGCUCCUUCACUUCGCCUACGCCGACGCACUGCCCGCGAAGACGACCGCCGAGCUUCUCGGCUCCGGAUCCGAGACGACGGUCCGCGCGAGGAUGGAGGCCGCGGGGGAACUGAUCGCGGCGGCGGAGAGGUACGGCAUGGAGAGGAUGCAACUGCUGUGCGAGCGCGCGCUGUGCGAGGCCGUCGCCGACGCGGAGACCGCCGCGGCCACGCUGGUGCUCGCCGACCGGAUCGAGUGCCAGCAGCUCAAAGCCUUCUGCGUCGAGUUCAUCGCGGCGGAGCCUGGAGUGCUGCGGGGCAUGAUGGGGACGGACGCGUACAUGUUGCUCAAGGAGUCCUGCCCGGUGGUUCUCGUCGAUAUCAUGGAGAAAGUCGUCGCCGCGCUCGAUGCGCAGGCGCAGGGUAAUUGCAAGGGCUCGUCGCCUGCUCCUAGCAAACGGCGCAAGUCCAUGUACGAUCUCCCUUUGAUUGCACGGUGA